CCUGGGGCUGCAAGAGUCGACAGCGGUCCAAACGUUGUCCUCAACCUCAACCUCCCCAGGCUCGCCGUCGCCGUGGCCGCAACUUUUCUGGCUGUACACACCAUUUACCUUUUCGCAUAGCUCCCCCUUCAUCACUCACUGCCAGUCUCUCGUUAAGCAACAUUUCCCUCUUCUCCGGGGCCCAGGAGCUAUGUCCUCUAACCCUAACUACCAUAACGCCAAUAAUACUCCUUACGGUUCUGGCGAUCCAUACUACAACGAGUCCUCGGGAUACAUUACUCCAAUGCCUAUGAAGAAACGUACCAGCAACUGGGUCAAGUUUGGUAUCCCGGUGGCCAUUGUUGUCAUCGUGGCUGCUGUACUUGGCGGUGUCCUUGGAAGCCGUGCAUCGAAGAACAGUAAUUCAAGCAGCUCUUCAUCGGCGUCCGACACUUCCCCCUCUGGCGAAGCAGCUGCGAGCAGCGCCGCCUCUGUCAAGAACUCUAUCGGUGUUUUCCCCACUGCUACCGACAGUUUAUACCUUCUUCCUAUUUACCCUUCAACCACAAAUACUGCCGCCUUUACUUCCCCCACCUUUCACCCUUCUAACAACGAAGCGCUCGCAUGGCCGAAAGACCCCUUCCAACCAUCCAGCCCCAGCAGGACAAGCGUUCGUCCCGACCGACCCCGUCUUGUUGCGCCUUCUUACAAAUGGCAAACACUCCCGACUCUUAUUCAAACCGACCCUUACCUCAAGCAAUGGAACGAUACCAUCUUUGGCAAUGCUACUCAGUAUUAUUCUCUCCCGCCAGAAAAGUAUUUCAUGGAUGGCGGUAGCGGUAUUCUCGAUAACGCUCGUGAAAUCAAGAUGCGUAUUAAAGCGUUCGCUUACGUUUACCGCAUGACGAACGACACCAAAUGGGUUGACCGUACUUGGCAGGAGUUACAGAAUGCUGUCAGCGACAGCUUCGGCCCUAACGAUAACACCAAAUGGAAUCCAGGGCAUUUCCUCGAUACCGCAGAGCUCUCAGCUGCCUUUGCUAUCGCCUACGACUGGCUUCAUGAUGUAUGGCAAGAUGACCAGAGGUCCCAGAUCAGGGCAAACCUCAUCCAGUAUGGUCUCAGCCAGGGUCUUGCCGCUUUCACCAACAGUGACAACAAGUUCAAUGGUUGGUGGACGAAUAACACACAAGGCAACUGGAACUGUGUCUGCAACGGUGGACUCACGCUCGGUUCCCUUGCCAUCCUUGGUGAUGAUGAUUCUGGUCUCGCGGAGCAGCUCCUUGGCCUAACCGUCGACAAUGCCCUGCAGAACUGUGCUCAGGCUGUCACCACCGAUGGUUCAUGGACAGAAACUGCCAACUACUGGUACUUCGGUACCACCGGGCACGCUGAGAUGUCGGCAGCGCUCCUGACCGCUACCGGUUCUGACUACGGUUUGCUCGACAGCAACAAAAACUUCCAGUUGACUGGUCUUUACCAUAUGUACGUGACGGGCUUCGGCUCUCUUUUCGCGUAUGGUGACCACGGUCCGGGAAAGUUCUCCACCACCGCGAAUUCCAUGUUCCUCUACGGUGAUCAUUACAACCACCCCGAGUACGUCCUCUUCCAGCGUGAUCAGCACGACGCCCCCGAGCCGUGGAGUAUGUUCUGGUACAACCCGACGGUCUCGGGUGCAUUCUGGGACAACAUGCCCCUCGAUCACUUCUUCGAUGAUGGUCUUACACAGUGGGCGGCCAUGAGGAGCAGUUGGACGGACUCGAACGGGUUGUACGCCGCUAUCAAGUCUGGCAAGUUGACCGGACAUCAGAACCAUAAUGAUCUCGAUGCUGGUGAUUGGGUGAUGGAUGCUCUCGGUACGCGUUGGGCUGGUGACCUUGGUUCGGGAGACUACUUGUCUGAGGGCUACUUCAAUGGUGACACUCAAGAUGCCGAUCGUUGGUUGUACUACCGCAAGCGUACGGAGGGGCAGAACUGCAUUUUGGUCAACAAGCAAAACCAACUUCUCACUGCGGCGCCUACCGUCAAGGCUGAAACUGACAAGACUGCACAAGGUUCAAGCACAGUCUUCGAUGUACCCAGUGGCUCGACUGCAUACUGGACCACUGAUCUCGCUUCUGUCUAUGAUUCGUGAGUGCGAUUUUCUGCAGAUGAUCGUGGUUUGCGUAUGAUCAACGACCGCAAGCAGGUUUUGCUACAGGACGAUAUCACUGCUACGCAGCCCAUCAUGUGGCGUAUGCACACGAACGCGACCGUGUCUGUCGAUCAGAGCGGGACAUCUGCGACGUUGACAAUCGGAGACAAGACGUUGCAGAUGCAGAUAUUGAACCCAACCAGUGACAUGAAGAUCUCGACGGGCCCAGCUUCCCGUUUCUCUGAUGACCCACCCCUGCCUCAGAAUCAAAGUGAUCAGGAGAAUCCAGGAGUGACAGUUGUCAUGAUCAAUAUGGAUGCAGGAACGAAGAGCUUGCAGGUGUUGUUCAACCCUCAGUGGCCAGGAAUGUCGUCGAGCGAUUUCAAGACCCCACCGAGCGUCCCUGUCGAUUCGUGGUCGUUGACGAGCCACAAUUAGAUGGACUGGAUUUCUUUUUGACACUUUGACAGACGAUUAAUCUGUGAUGGACAGUUUGGUGACAGUUUGGCAUGUUCGAAUUAGUUUAGUAUUGCUCUACGAGAAGUCAUUGUUCUUUUGCAUUGAAUGGUGUGAGGCUUGAGAGCAUUGUGUUACGUGAAUGAAGACAAUACCUGCCUAGUGGGAAGCCGCUUAGGGGAGGGGACAAAUGCAGGCAGUGAGGCUGACGCCGGGUGGUGUUGACGGUCGCCUUGGUUUCGGGUGAACGUGCUGUCUGUCGCCCACGAGCGAUAUCUCGUUCGGCCCUUUCCUCCAACAUCUUCAUCCACUCUCAGCAGUGGGAGACGUCCGCUCAUUUGUCCUUCACUCUUUUCCCUUCCCGGUCCUAUCCUAAACAAAAACCCUUAUACAAUCCGUCUCAGAAGGCCCAGUGAGUUUUCUCC
This is a messenger RNA of Somion occarium, 2994 nucleotides long. Lineage: Eukaryota; Fungi; Basidiomycota; Agaricomycetes; Polyporales; Cerrenaceae. The record is from the annotation of a GenBank genome assembly.